AUGGCGGCCCUCUCCAGAGAAGCCAUCAAGUGGCUCCAGUCGCUCGACCUCUCCUAUUCCAUCAAGAAUUACAAGCGUGAUCUGGCCAACGGCUUUCUUGUCGCCGAGAUCCUCUCAAAGUUCUAUCCGAGCGAUGUGUCCAUGCACGCCUUUGACACUGGCACGGCUUCAGCCGCAAAGAAAAACAACUGGGAUUUGCUCGAGCGACACUUUCAGAAACUCAGCAUCCCCAUCCCGCGAGAGCUGGCCCAGGCGGUCUCGCAAUCCAAGCCCGACUCGGCCGUCAAUCUCCUCUCGCUGCUCUUCACCCAUCUCUACUCAAGAAAGAGAGCAUCCAGAGCGAGCUCCUCGUCUGCAUCUCCGCAGAGAACCAUCUCGCCAUCCGUCCUGGACGACCAACUCUCCGGCAUUGAGCCAUAUGUGCGUUCCUCCUCUCCUCCAAACAAUCCAGGGGCCGCACCACAGAAAGUAGCCGCCUCGUCCAACCGGAAAGUUGCCGGUGACCCAAAAUGCAACAUUUCGAUCAUCAACCCAGAUGGUGCCAACUAUUUUCUUGGAAAGACUCCAAACACAAACGAUGCUCCGGUCGAUGUGCCUGCGCUUAGGGACGCUGACGACUUUGGCAGGGUCAGUGUGCUCAAGAUCCUCUUCACGAGCUUUGGCAUCGUCGACCCAAACAUAUCCUUCAAUCGCGGAUCCAUCCAGACAAAUGCCUUGAGGGAGCGACUCAGCUCUCGGAUCGAGUCCAUGUCCAAAGACGAGCUCGAGCGCACAUUGAGCCAGAUGGGCUCCAAGGAAAAGGACUUUGUACUCGCUCUCCAGCAUAGCCUGCCCUCAGACUCGAAUCUGAUAUUUGAAAUCAUCCUGCCUGCCGUGGCUUCGUUCUCGGCAAUGACCAAGAUAUUCAAUGCCUUUGUUUCGGUCCUGUGCUUCUUUGGCGCGGUGUUCCAGGUGGCAUUCAAUCGCGACUCGUUCCAGCGCCUUUCCCAAGCCCGAGACUACAAUCAUCUCAUCCAUCAGCUCAAGGCGUCCUCAAUCGAAAAGUUCCCGUACGUCGCCAGUAUCGUUCAGUCCUUCAUGAAUUCGCACAUGAGCGACCAGGAGAAAGCCCGGGUUCUGCUGACCCUGAAGUCGCAAAUGACCCAGCCGAGCUCUACCAAAGGCCAUGCCACCCUGAGCAUUCCCACUUCUCCACAAAGCCUGUUUCUGCUGUUCUUGUGCUCACUGCUCUACUGCGACCAAAACAAGCACACCAACUUUCAAAGCCAGGCACAGUACACCACCCUGCAUCUCUCCGAGUGUCUUACCUUCAUCAACACCCACCGUCGACUCUAUCGCCGCACCAAUGCCGUAUCCGGAUCGAUCCCGGUCCUGCUCUCGAGCCCAUGUGAAAUGCUUGAAAUCUCGGCCGCUUUGCUGAUCAUGGCUGCCCUGAUCCGACAUGGAAUCCAAAUCAGCGACGAGCUUCUGACGGAGCUGAUAGAUGAAUCGGAUUCUAGCGGACUCAAGAGCUGCCUUGCAUCUCCACACUGUCCCACCCACUUUCUGAAGGCUUGGAUGAGAUUCGUGACAUCUGUCCUCGAGAGCAGGCAGUUUGACUCACCUGUGAUGGCUGGGGCCCGCAGCGCCAUCGCCUCGUUUCUACGAUGGGCACCGGAUGAGGUCUUGCGAGACACCCUGGUCGUCCUGUCGCCACUCCUCCUUCAUCAUCCGCAGCUGUGCACGCCGUUUGUUCGAACCUUCAUCAACCUCAAAUCAGAGCUUCAGAACCAGCUUCUGAAGAACGGACCGUCGUCAGUGAGCUUUGAGCUGCCUUUUAUGGCUCGGCAAAAGUUUCCAAGUAUCCUGCACACCUGGUAUACGUUUGGGGUAGCAGCGGGAGUGACAAAUACGGUUAUCUCCGAGACCCCAAGCGCCCUGUCUGCAGCCCAGCUUCAGAUCCUGGGCAGCUGCCUGAUCCAGGUCAACUUUAUGUCUGAAUCCGAGCUCGGAGAACAGCAGCAGCAGCAGUUGCUGCCCAACAAGACCUCAAGCACCUUGCCGACACUCGAGUCCACCGACCAGACCGACCAGACGAGCAUCCGCAAGUGGACCGCUCUGUUCCUGAAGAUCCAUCCGGCCCUCUAUGUGGCCCUGUCGGAUCCAGAGUGCUGUCGCAUGGCGUGUGACGCCAUCGAUGGAUUCUCAAAGCUGAUUGGCGAGGAUGUGCUUCCGACACUACCCAGUCUCAUUGCCACCAUCUUUCACAUCUACAUGACUGGCCGCAGCGGCACCCGCGAGAUUGUCACGGCCUGGAUCCACCGCUGGUGCCAAGGCCCCCACACCGAGGACAACAACAUCCACUAUCCACCGACACCGGAGCAGAGCCGGGUCAUGAGGUUUACCUUUGACAGCAUCUCUCAGCACUUUCCUGGUCUCGCGGUUGGGUUCCCGGAGCUGUCCAAGGCUCUCAGUCUCCGAGCAUAGUCUGUACGCUGUGGAUUGAUGGGCUGGGGCGUGUGUUUCUAGUAUCCAAAGCAAGCUCGCCAGAGAAACAGAGCUGCGUGCCCCCGGC
This is a messenger RNA of Polychytrium aggregatum, 2554 nucleotides long. RefSeq lists its product as uncharacterized. Gene Ontology annotation, biological process: regulation of cytoskeleton organization. Lineage: Eukaryota; Fungi; Chytridiomycota; Chytridiomycetes; Polychytriales. The record is from RefSeq and is a predicted model, not a curated record. The transcript has 10 exons. Gene Ontology annotation, cellular component: axoneme. Gene Ontology annotation, molecular function: microtubule binding. The coding region runs from base 1 to 2466 and encodes 821 amino acids.